AUUUGAGAAUAUAUCGAAAAAAUGGCAAAGAAGAGCAAGAAAAAAAUAAUUCCAAAGUUAGAAGAAUAGAAGUUUGGAAACUGCUUGGAGACCAAUUUAUGGACUUAUUUAUUAUGGUGAAGGCUAGAACUACAAAUCAAAUUCCAAACAAUAUCAGUAUAGACAGGAGAAUUGAUACUACUAUACAAAAACUGCUAGAGUUAUCUGAAUUGUUAGAACAAUUAAAGGAUGCUUCUUAUGAGUACCAUGAAAAUUUAGAUGAGAGAUUGUUAUAUCCAGAAGAUAAGAAGUACUUUUGUGAAACUUUUGAUAUAACUGGUGUUUGCCUGGUGUUUGUAAACUAUUCUGGGAUGGUUGUUAUGAUGUUGGAUUCUCAGAAUAUAUGUGCUAUUGUAGAGAGCACUGGCAAACUGAUACCCAUAAAGGAACUUGAAGCUCAUAUAGAGAAACAAGAUUUAGCUAAGCCAAUAAAA
This is a messenger RNA of Dentiscutata erythropus, 473 nucleotides long. NCBI's taxonomy places the organism in Eukaryota, Fungi, Glomeromycota, Glomeromycetes, Diversisporales, Gigasporaceae. The record is from the annotation of a GenBank genome assembly.